GUGUCGCUCACGGUGUCUCGAGUUGGCGUCCGCCGGGAAGGCGGGGCUGGGGCUUGCACAUGGCCCCUCUGCCAGGGGCAGAGCUGGUCCAGACACCGCUGCAGCUGUACCGUUACUUGUUGCGUUGUUGCCGGCAGCUGCCAACCAAGGGCAUCCAGGAGUACUACAAGCAUGCUGUCAGGCAGAGUUUCCAAGUUCACUCAGACGAAGACAAUCCUGAGAGAAUCCAGCAGAUUAUUAAAAGAGCCAUUGAAGAUGCCGACUGGAUCAUGAACAAGUAUAAGAAACAAACCUGAGUAUCUGGAGCUCACAGCGCAGCGCCCUGGAGACUCUUGGAACUGAGAAACCUCCCUGCUUUUGGAACUAAGGAGCAGCAUCAGUUCUGGAAUAUUCUUUGACCUUGUUGGCUGAAAACAAGAAAUCCUAGCUGACAUUUG
This is a messenger RNA of Grammomys surdaster, 437 nucleotides long. It is a transcript of the gene Lyrm9, whose product is annotated as LYR motif containing 9. The transcript is spliced from 4 exons. Bases 60 to 296 code for a protein of 78 amino acids. The record is from RefSeq and is a predicted model, not a curated record. NCBI's taxonomy places the organism in Eukaryota, Metazoa, Chordata, Mammalia, Rodentia, Muridae.